ACGGGAGAACCGAAAGGGCGCGCCUUCGCAACUGGCUGUCCUCGCCGACAUGGAGUUGAGCUAGUUCGCCAGGUCCUCCUCGCGCGGGCGGGAUUUCCAUUGUCGUGGGGCGCCGAGCCCUAGCCGCCUUUCCCAGCAGCAGCCAGGACACCGGAAGAAGUUCCUGAGCCCGCGAACCUGCAGCGGAAGCGGAAGCCGAACGUUUGUAAGCUAGAACACCUGCCGCUUUAACCCCGUCACUUUAAUCUCAGAUGUGCGGCUCUCUCAGGUGUCUGUAGCUGAGCUGCAACCCAGGGAAGGGAACUGUUGCUAGCUAAAGAGGCCAUAUUUGAUGUUGCUUCCAGAUCUCAUGUCAACGCUGAGCCCUCAGCUACUGGUGGCAGCUGCUCAGCAGACUCUGGGCAUGGGAAAGAGAAAGAGUCCUCCUCGAGCCAUCUGCGUCCACCUAGCUGGAGAGUUGCUGGCUGUGGCCCGGGGACUGAAACCAGCUGUGCUCUAUGAUUGCAACUCUGCAGGAGUAUUGGAGCUUCAGAACUACCUGGGGCAGCUGCAGGGGCUGGGCUUCCUGGCCCUGGGACUUCACAUUCUUGAGAUUGGAGAAAAUAGCCUCAUUGUCAAUCUUAAGCAUGUAUGUGAACAUUUGGAGCAGGUGCUGCUUGGUACCAUAGCCGUGGUGGAUAUUUCCAGCAAACAUCCUCACCCUUCUGUCUGUUCAUUGGACCGGCUUCAGGACUUGAAGGCCCUCGUGACCGAGCUCAUCAUGCAUUUGCAUGGCCUGCAGAGGGACCUGUCUGUAGGUGUCUCCCAUAGCAGGCUCCAUUCCACAGACUGGAAUCUCUGUACUUUAUUUGGGAUCCUCCUGGGCUAUCCUGUGUCUUACACCUUUCACAUGAACCAAGGAAAUGACAACUGCUUAGCCCUAAUCCCAUUACGGGUGUUUACUGCCAGGAUUUCGUGGCUGCUAGGUCAACCUCCAAUACUGCUAUAUUCCUUUAGUAUCCCAGAGAGCUUGUUCCCAGACCUGAGGGAUAUUCUAAAUGCCUGGGAGAAGGAUCUCAGAACCCGAUUUAGGACUCAGAAUGACUUUGCUGACCUCAGCAUCUCCUCUGAGAUAGUGACACUGCCAGUUGUGGCCCUCUGACUUUAAUUCUCCUCCUAUCUAGAAGGUAUUCAGUAAAUAAACAUCUUUGGAUUGGUGAUGUCAAAUAGGAAUCAUGUCAAGUGCCAAUUCCAAGUGUCUUGAGAACAUGAGGGAAGAAUGCUAUGAGCAAUUGGCCACAUAUGCAAAUGGGAAUAGGUGGUGGUGGUGGUGAUAGCAUUGGUAGUACAUGUUUGCCAUUUCAGUACUUGGAAAUCUGUACUUAGCAGAGGUAUCUAUUCAUUUUUCAUUGGAAAGAGGUAGAAGGAAAGGGAUGCUGGAGAAAAGAAAGGGUUGUAGAAGACUAGCAGUAUACCCUUGUAUGGUACUUGCCCUAUGCAAAUAGUGUCUCCUAGGAAAACAGGAGGACUGAUAUGUUGAU
This is a messenger RNA of Castor canadensis (American beaver), 1520 nucleotides long. RefSeq names its product chromosome 11 C1orf74 homolog (gene C11H1orf74). The record is from RefSeq and is a predicted model, not a curated record. Lineage: Eukaryota; Metazoa; Chordata; Mammalia; Rodentia; Castoridae.